Messenger RNA from Desarmillaria tabescens, 351 nucleotides. RefSeq lists its product as uncharacterized. Lineage: Eukaryota; Fungi; Basidiomycota; Agaricomycetes; Agaricales; Physalacriaceae. The annotation marks the transcript as partial. The record is from RefSeq and is a predicted model, not a curated record. The transcript has a single exon.
GCCGAUAAGACUUUGGAAACCUAUAGAUCUGAACUUCUUCUCUACCACGUUUUCUGCAAUGCAAGAAACAUACCAGAACAUGCACGUUGUCCAGCCAGCCCAGAUAUCAUCUCGAGUUUCCUCGCAACAAUUGUCAUGAAUUCACCCCUAUUUUUUGCCUUAUCUUAUCUUAUCAGAUCUUAUCACACCAACUUGUCAUUUGACUCUCAUCAUCAUUUCUCGUACCUGACCUGUAUCAUUCAUGACUCGCUCGGUCACAUGCCCACACCGCAUUACCGGACCACAUCACUGACUCUGUCAUGGGCUCCACUACCAAACAUCGUAGAAGGCAGCACCAUCGGUACAUACUAG